This is a messenger RNA of Zingiber officinale, 6510 nucleotides long. RefSeq names its product 1-phosphatidylinositol-3-phosphate 5-kinase FAB1B-like. Gene Ontology annotation, cellular component: endosome membrane. Lineage: Eukaryota; Viridiplantae; Streptophyta; Magnoliopsida; Zingiberales; Zingiberaceae. The transcript has 12 exons. Gene Ontology annotation, biological process: phosphatidylinositol phosphate biosynthetic process. The record is from RefSeq and is a predicted model, not a curated record. Bases 735 to 6062 code for a protein of 1775 amino acids. Gene Ontology annotation, molecular function: metal ion binding; ATP binding; 1-phosphatidylinositol-3-phosphate 5-kinase activity.
CCUUAGCAUCCACUCUGAAACCCGAAGCAGAGACGGGCAGCGGAGAAGGGUGGUCGAGGAGGAGGAGAAAGGUGCGAUUUUUCGUCCCUUUUCUGCGAUUUAUUGGGCGACGUAUCGGUUUCAGUUUCCGUGAUUUUGGUUGGGGGAUCGAUCCGAUUCCACAAGGAAGCUUCCUGAAACGCGGAGGAGGAUCACGUGUGGCGGUCGAUCACUGUCACCCCAAUUCGUUCGUCUUCCCGGUGUCCUUCGAGAACUAAAGUAGGUCGUAGCGUCGCCGUCGAUUCCUUGGGGCGUGGAUCCUCUCCGAUUUAGGUUUUUGGGGUUCUUGUUCUUCCGCUGAUAUAGUUUCUAAGGGGUUGGUUUGAAUUCUUCGUUUUGUUUCGAGAAGUGCCGUCGGAUUGGUACGCAUGAUUGUCUUAGGGUUUUGAAUCGCAUGGAUAUAGGAGUCCAAAGGAAUCGGUUGUUUCACGGAGCAGUGAGUUAGAGUGUUGUUCUUAAUUCUCCAUAUGAUAAAAAAGAAGGCUUCUUGAGGUGGAGUCUGGGCCUUCCUUGUCUCUUGAUUAUGACAGGAUUUAUUUUGUCGUAAUCAGUUCAUUGGGCACUCCACUGAGUGGUCUAAAGUUUCUUCUGUGGAAAGCUGACUCAGAAUUCGUUGGUUAACGAGACUUUUCCAUCAUUUUAGAUAGCAACAAAUGAACAGACCAGAAUGAGAGGGCUAGAAAGGCCCAUCGUCUAUGGAACCCGUGGGAAAGAGGUUCCCUAAUCUGUUCAAGUUGGUGAAAUCCUGGAUUACUUGGAAGACUGAACCAGAUUCAAUUUCAAGGGCCUUUUGGAUGCCUGAUGAUAGUUGUAUGGUAUGUUAUGAAUGUGACUCACAAUUCACAGUUUUCAAUCGCAGACACCAUUGUCGGAAGUGUGGGCGCAUUUUCUGUGCUAAGUGCACCUCAAAUUUUAUCCCUGUAAAUUCGUAUGAGUCAGAGAGUCUCCAGCAGGAGGGGGAGUUGAUUCGUGUGUGCAACUUCUGUUUCAAGCAGCGGGAGGAUGUGACAACUGCAAGAUAUGAAGCAGAGCCAUCAAGCCCUAUUCUUAGUCCUUCCCUUUCAAAUACAAGUUUUGAUAGCACAAAGUCCAGUGGUGCUGGUAACAGUAGCCUGUCAGCAGCAGUUUCUUACACAUACUCAGGUGGAGCUUUCCAGCAACCGUCCUAUGCUCCUGCUCCUAGUCCCAACCAGUCUGUCCAGUUGGAAAAUUGCUUUGACAAACAAGACUUGCUGAUAGAAGAGGGUUGCAUGGAUUCCUUGGUGGAUAACGGUGACCAUUCACCUACUCGAUUCGGGCUUUGCUUAAACAGGAGUGAUGAUGAAGAAGAUGAUUUUGGAACGUGUCAGUGGGAUUCAGAAGAACAAAGGUAUGCCAACUCUGAUGAAUUUUAUGGGCCACUUGAAUUUGACGAAUCUGUAAAGAGAUGUGGAUCACAUAAACCACAUCCUGCUGAAGGAGAUAUUGACACUCAAGAAAUCAGCGUUCCAUUGCUCGACAACAGAAAUUACCACACUCAUUUAAGCACUGAUAAGGUAGAAGAACAUUGUACUGUAAAUAAUGUUGAAUGUGAUACUUCAUCUUCCAUAUUUGGCGUGGACACUAGUGAUGCAGAACCUAUGGAUUUUGAGAACAAUAAACAACUUUGGCUGCCUCCGGAGCCUGAAAAUGAAGAAGAUGAGAAAGAAGCUGUUUUCUUUGAAGAUGAAGAAGAUGAUGCUACAGGAGAAUGGCGCUAUAUGCGUUCAUUGAAUAGCUUUGGAAGUUUUGAGCACAGAAAUCGAGACCGAUCAAUUGAGGAACAUAAGAAAGCCAUGAAAAAUGUUGUUGAAGGCCACUUUAGGGCUUUAGUGGCUCAACUACUUCAAGUUGAAAAUUUACCUAUUUCUGAAGAUGGCAAGGAGGGCUGGCUAGAUAUACUAACCUCUUUGUCAUGGGAAGCAGCAAUGCAUCUUAAACCAGACACUAGUAGUGGUGGAGGAAUGGACCCUGGAUUAUAUGUCAAGAUUAAGUGCCUGGCUUGUGGGCAUCGCCGUGAUAGUAUGGUUGUGAAAGGAGUUGUGUGCAAGAAGAAUGUGGCCAACCGACGUAUGCCUUCAAAGAUUGAGAAAGCCCGCUUUCUAAUCCUUGGUGGAGCUCUUGAAUACCAGCGAGUAUCAAAUUUGCUUUCAAGUAUUGAUACUCUGUUGCAGCAGGAAAUGGAUCACUUGAAGAUGGCAAUUGCAAAGAUAGAUUCUCACCACCCCAAUGUUCUUUUGGUAGAGAAAACAGUUUCUCGUUGUGCUCAAGAUUAUCUUCUUGCUAAAAACAUUUCGCUUGUUUUGAAUGUAAAAAGGCCACUUCUAGAGCGCAUAGCACGCUGCACUGGUGCAGAUAUUGUCCCUUCAAUUGACCAUCUUUCAUCUUCAAAUCUGGGGCAUUGCGAACUGUUUCAUGUAGAGAAAUUCGUUGAAGAACAUGAUAUUGCCUGCCAAGAUGGAAAAAAACUAAAAACAUUGAUGUUUUUUAGGGGAUGCCCCAAACCCUUGGGUUGUACUAUUUUGCUUAAGGGUGCCUGUAGCAAUGAGCUGAAGAAAGUCAAGCAUGUUCUUCAAUAUGGAGUAUUUGCUGCAUAUCAUCUGGCUUUGGAAACAUCUUUUCUUGCUGAUGAGGGGGCCUCUCUUCCAGAACUUCCAUUGAAGUCUCCCAUAACUGUUGCACUUCCAGAUAAACCCUCUAUGGUAAACCGAUCUAUAUCCACAAUUCCUGGCUUCACAAUAUCUCCAGCGGAUAAGUCACAAUCUAGUAGUGUUGUGCAAACUUCUGGGAAAUCAGAUCCCAAUUUAGGACCAGAAACUGGAUCAGCUUUACGACUUUCUUAUGAAGAUAAUACUUCUCUCUCUAACUCUGAUAGUGCAGUUGUAAAUAUGCAUGAUCUUUCCUUUGAUAAAGGCAACCAACUGAAUAAUAUGGGAGAACAAUGCCUGGUCCCUUUUGUUUCUUCAUCUCACUCAGUUACAGCUCCAAGCUAUUCCCUUGGUCGUUCUGCCUGUCAUACUGGAGAAGAAAUUAUGGCAGACUUUUUGAGGGGUAAUGAACCUGGAUGCAUGGAAACUCAUAAAGAAACAAGUAUCAGUCAUCAAGUUCAAGCAUCUAACCUUCAUGAAAAUAGAGGAGUCUUUGAGGAUGGUAGGGGGACAGACUGUGAUGUGCAAAGAGAUGACCUAAAAUCUAUAAAAUUGCAUCGAGAUAAUUCAAGGAAUGAUGAUUUGGUUACAAAGGAAGAAUUCCCACCAUCUCCAUCAGAUCAUCAGAGCAUUUUGGUUUCUCUAUCUUCCCGCUGUGUUUGGAAAGGAGGUACUGUUUGUGAGCGUGCACAUCUAUUCCGCUUCAAAUAUUAUGGCAGUUUUGACAGGCCCCUUGGGAGAUACUUACGAGACCACUUAUUUAAUCAGAGUUAUAAGUGUCGUACUUGUGAGAUGCCAUCAGAAGUUCAUAUAUAUUGUUAUACACAUCGCCAAGGCAGCCUGACAAUAUCUGUUAAGAAGCUUGAAGAAUUUGUUCUGCCGGGAGCACGCGAUGGCAAGAUAUGGAUGUGGCACAGAUGCCUGUGCUGUCCUCGAGCUAAUGGGCUACCACCUGCAACUCCAAGAAUUGUAAUGUCUGAUGCUGCUUGGGGUUUGUCUUUUGGUAAAUUUUUAGAGCUUAGCUUUUCAAAUCAUGCUGCUGCAAGUAGAGUAGCUAGCUGUGGACAUUCACUACACAGGGAUUGUCUACGCUUUUAUGGAUAUGGGGAAAUGGUUGCUUGCUUCAAAUAUGCACCAAUAAAUAUACACUCUGUCUAUCUGCCACCUUCAAUAUUGGAUUUUAACUACCAGCAUCAAGAUUGGGUACAAGAAGAAACAGAUAAGCUAAGUAAUAUUGCGCUUGAUCUCUUCGCUCAAGUACAAAAGUCACUGCACCAACUUGAAGAGAAUAUCUCUAAUGCUGCUAACAUGAAAGUCCUUGAAGGUAUUUUGCUGAAAGAGAGAGCAGAAUUUGAGGAAUCUGUUCGGACAGUAACUAAAAAGGAGGAGACAGAUAUGCAGCCAUUUGUUGAUAUACUUGAAGUUAAUAAGUUGCAAAGGAAAUUGCUGUUCCAGUCCUAUGUAUGGGAUAAACAAAUAAAAUUUGCUACUGACGCAUGUACUAAAGGUUUGCCAACUAAGAAUAAAGAGGAACUAGCUCCUAGGGUUGGGAGGAGCUUCACAAAUUCAGACUCUUCAGUUUCUGUAACUUCUGCUGGACCCCAUAAUGGGAGUGGGAGUAAAGAUGAAGAUGAUCAAUAUAAACAACCUUCAGAUCAGCAAAAACUAGAUUUAGAACAUGAGAGCACCAAAGUCCUCUCUACUAGCACAACUGCAAGCAAUCAGACUGAUUUCCUGGAAUCACAUGAUGGUCCUCAUAGGGUUGUUUCUGUGGGGCAAUACCCAAUCAUGGAUGAGCUCUCUAACACCUUGGAUGCAAAAUGGAUAGGUGAAAAUGGUCCUACUUUAGUUGAUGCAAGCAAAUUGAACUUAUCAGGUCUAGAUGAUACAACUCAUAUUGAAUCAUCUGAGAAUGUUGAAGAAAGCUAUCACAUUGAUUCAAAUUCAACAUCUACAAAUACUUCUAGAUCAUGUGAACACAUUGAAGAUGUAUCUGUUUUUAUCAAGACGUCUGUAUCUGACCUCUAUGCUUCUCUCAACAAGGAUAUUGAUGGUUUCCUUAGUGCGUACCAUCCUGAAAGUAUACAUGUAUUUAAGGAGUUAUUGCAGAAGGGGUGGGGAAGGCUGUUUCUUCCCCUUGGUGUUAACGAUACUGCCAUUCCAAUUUAUGAUGAUGAACCAACGAGUGUCAUUUCUUAUGCUCUUGUUUGUGCUGAUUAUCACUCUCAAAUAUCUGAUGAGCCUGAGAAGUUAAGAGAUGGUAGGGAAUCUCCACUUUCUUUUACCAUCCAGGAUUAUGGAAACUCUUUCAUAUUUCAGUCAUUGGAUGAUAUUCCUUUUGAAACUUUCAAGAGUCUUGGGUCCAUUGAUGAUAGCACUCCAUCCAUCCCUGGUAGCAAGAGUCCCCUGACCAUAGAUCCACUUGCAUCCACUAAAUCAAUGCAUGUUAGAGUCUCUUUCGCAACAAGGUAUAGUGUGACUUGCUACUAUGCAAAACAUUUUGAAGCAUUAAGGAAAACUUGCUGUCCAUCUGAACUCGACUUUAUAAGGUCUCUUAGUCGUUGCAAAAAAUGGGGUGCACAAGGUGGGAAGAGCAAUGUCUUUUUUGCAAAGUCUCUGGAUGAUAGGUUCAUUAUAAAGCAGGUUACCAAGACUGAGUUAGAAUCAUUUAUUAAAUUUGCUCCGGAGUAUUUCAAGUAUCUGACAGAAUCCAUAAACACUGGGUGCCCAACAUGUUUGGCAAAGAUUCUUGGCAUUUACCAGGUCCUAAUCAAAAACUCAAAAGGUGGAAAAGAAUCAAAGAUGGAUGUUCUUGUAAUGGAGAACCUUUUAUUUGGAAGGAGUGUUGAGUGGUUGUAUGACCUUAAAGGAUCUUCAAGGUCUCGAUAUAAUGCAGAUUCAAGUGGUAACAAUAAGGUGCUUCUUGAUCAAAAUUUGAUUGAGGCCAUGCCUACUUCUCCAAUUUUUGUUGGAAACAAAGCAAAGAGACUUCUGGAAAGAGCUGUGUGGAAUGACACAGCCUUUCUUGCGUCCAUUGAUGUGAUGGAUUACUCUUUGCUCGUGGGGGUUGAUGAGAACAAGCAGGAGCUGGUUCUUGGAAUCAUUGAUUUCAUGCGGCAAUACACAUGGGACAAGCAUCUCGAGACAUGGGUGAAAGCCUCAGGAAUUCUGGGAGGACCCAAAGACGCAUCUCCCACUGUGAUUUCACCCAAACAAUACAAGAAACGAUUCAGGAAAGCAAUGUCGGCAUACUUCAUUGUGGUUCCUGAUCAAUGGUCACCACCUACCAUCAUACCAAGUCAAUCACAGUCUGACCUUUGCCGAGACGAUCUACUAGCCGCCUCUCCAAAUUUAUAAAUGCCAGCCUCAGCUUAUUUUUAAGGUUUGAACUGGCUACAUCCUACCAUAACAUCAUGGCGGACGGCCGUCCGAUUGUUCUUUGCUAAGCCAACCUUCUGAUGUUCAUGUGAAUGCCAUUGAGAUGUAUAGUGGGUGAUUGCCCACAUUUUUGUCAUUUUACACCAAAGCCCACCUCGUAUAAAAUCUCAUAAUAUACAGUAUGUUAGGUUUCUGUCUCCUAUUUGUUGUUCUCUCUACAUAUGCCCCAUUUAUUUGUCAAAGAUAUGCAACAUGGAUGUCGCUAUCAAGAUCCAUAACUAUGCUGUUUGUCUACCAUUUAUUUGUUUGUGUCCAUGAACUUGCUCGUUGUGUGGGAAGUGUAUGUAAUGUAAGUAGCAACACUAGAAUAUGUACAUUUCAAUCACAAUAAAUCUGAUUGCAUAGUACACUUCAGUGCUUCGUUGUA